UUUCCAGCUUCGGGUUCAGUCAGGGCAAUGGAUUAGCAGUCUUUACAGACACUUUAGCCAGGUCUCUCUCCACACUUCAUUUUCCAUUUGCAGGCACUGAAUCAUUAUAAAGGUUCCGUCACUCCAGACAGACAGGCAGAGAGAUAUACAGAAAGAGAGAGAGGGCGCCUGGGGUAAAGUACUUUUUUUUUUUUUUUUCCUUUGGACAACCACCCAGCAGUGUGUUUGCUGUGAACGGAUCUUCAGAGUGUGAGAGGAGAGCAACAAAAGGGAGCGAGAAGGGGUGUGUUAGAAUCACGGACAGUUUCUCAGGACUCCAGCGACGACUAGCCAGUCAGUGUCUGGUGAACGGGCGUGUGCGCAAAGAUGUGCGCGCAUGUGUGCGGCCAUGCGUGUGUACGUGUGUGUGGAUCAGCGGCAACACACACUUAACAUUUGCUCGAAACAUGGCGUGGAAGCGCCGAGAGACACGACGGCUCUUCCCGAUUAAUGCCAGCGUUUUCUUGGGGAAGCCAGAGGACUGUUCAGCAAAGAGCGAAACAUUCUGACUCUUUUACGCACCGACGGAGACAAAAGCGGAUUCCAACGUGUGCAUGUCGCUAUAGCUGGUUGUUUAGACGCACGCUGCUACCCCACUGGUGGAAAUCAAAGGCUGUACAUGGCGGUGGAGAGUCCAGUUUGGCUGUUCUGUCUUCUUUCUCUGUUUUGUGGUGCAUCCAACCAAGAAAAGCCUGUUUCAGUAGAGUUGAGCUGUGGUGCUGGACCUAGCCAUGUAGUGUUGGAGCCAGGCUUUCCCCUCUUGUUGGACUGCAACCUGGGGGCCAGUGACUCACCUUUCAAUGUCACCUGGCUGAAGGAUGGCCAGCUGCUGCCUCUGGAGGGGACUGAAUACCUGCAGCAUCUUGUCAAUGGAUCCCUCUUUCUGCUGCCCACCUUUACGAGUGGCCAGCCUCCCCAGGAUGUGGAGGGGAGUUACAGCUGUGUGUGUGCCAGCGCCCUAGGUGCACUGACCAGCCGGUCUGUGAACGUGCUUCUAGCAAGUCUGUCUGGGUUCCAUCAGGAGCCGUCACCACAAACGGUGUCCACUGGGGGAGCUGCACGCUUUGAGUGUCAAAUUGAAGGAGUACCCACACCUAUUAUAACCUGGGAGAAGGACAAAGUGGCUGUCCCCGAUGAGACAAGAUUCAUUUCCCUUCCUAAUGGGGUGCUCCAGAUUCUGGAGGUGACCAAGGAGGAUGAGGGCGUCUACCGCUGUGUCGCAACCAAUUCUGCCAGAAAAGACAUCAGUGAUGAAGCCAGGCUGACUGUCACUGCAGGCUCUAAUGAUGCCCUGAACCCAGUUGUGAUUGUUGCACCACCUCAGAACGCCACCGUCGUGCUUGGCCAUCCUGCUGUGAUGGAGUGUAUGGCACAAGGCCAGCCGAAACCUCUGGUGUCCUGGAGCAGACAAGAUGGAAAGCCCAUUUCCACUGAUGUGGUGGUCCUCGCAACAAACCUGGUGAUUAGGGACACAAGGCGUCACCAUGCCGGUGUCUACGUCUGCCGAGCCAACAAGCCCAAGACCAGAGAGUUUGUCAUUGCUGCUGCUGAGCUGCACGUGCCUGCCCCUCCAGUGAUUCUUCAGCCCCCAGAGACAGUUUCCCUAUCCCGUGGAAAUACAGCCAGAUUUCUGUGCAACAGUUCUGGGGAACCUCCUCCAGUGCUGCACUGGCUGAAGAAUGGCCAGUCUAUCAAGUCAUUCAGACGGGUGAAGACUCAGAGCCCUGGAGUCCUGCUCAUCAACCAGCUGGCUCUGGAGGAUGGGGGCUACUACCAGUGCAUAGCUGACAAUGGGCUUGGUACAGCCUGUGCCACUGCCAAACUAACGGUCAUUGUGAGGGAAGGUCUGCCCAGCCCUCCUCGCCACGUGUCUGCUACACCCUACUCUAGCACAACCACCAUGCUCACCUGGGAGAAACCUGAGUACAACUCAGACCAAAUUGUUGGCUACUCUGUACACUGCCAGCGUGCUGCAGGCUCCGAUAAUGACGACUAUCAGUUUGCAGUGAACAAUGACACUACAGAGUAUCUCUUCAAAGAGCUUCUGCCCCAUACUGCAUACACAUUCUAUGUGGUGGCUUACUCUCCCAUGGGUGCCAGCAGUCCAUCUCCGCGUGUUACCGUAGACAUGCUGGAGGAUGUGCCGAGUGCACCUCCUCAGCUGUCCAUAGCCAGCCCGUCCCCCACUGAAAUCAGGCUGAUGUGGCAUCCGCUGUCCUCACAGCACAGUCGAGGAGCUAUUACCCGCUACUGCAUUGAGUACAGCACACUGGAUCGGGCAGACACUGUAUUCUCCGUAGAGGUGAGGGGGAACGAGACUCAGUUCACCCUGAGAGAGCUCCAGCCCAACAAGGUUUACCGACUGAGAAUAGCAGCUGGAACAGCUGUUGGCUUUGGCAUACCCUCUGAAUGGGUCCAGCAUCAAACAUUAGCCCAUUACAACCACAGUAACCGGAGCAUGGUGAUCUUUGCACCCACUGAUCUGAGAGUCAGAGCCAGAGUUAAUACACUCAAUGUGACGUGGCAUCCCUCACCCAAUCAUACACUGGUCUCUGGUUACAAACUGUCCUAUCGAGAGGUGGAGGCCGAUGAGUUAUCCAACAGAGAAAGAUCAACACACCCCUACACCAUCAGGCUCCGUAAAAAGGCUAGGUAUCAUCUGCUAACUGGGCUGGUCCCUGACCAGCAGUAUGAGGUGAGGGUUUGGGCAUUCAACAAGCAGACGGAUGGAGCAGCUGUAGUGUGGAAGGGAAGGACAGACAAAGCCCAUGAUGAAACACCGUUGCCUCCCAGGCACCCACCUCCAAUGCCGCCGAGCAGCAUUCAAGCUGCAGCCAACAGCUCCAACGCCAUCUGGCUCCGCUGGGAGAAACCACGGUUCAGCAAUGUUCGCAUCAUCAACUACAUAGUGCGCUGCAGCCCGGCAGGGACAACCAACGCAUCUUUGGUCUCCUAUUACACCAGUUCUGCUCAGGAGAUCCUGCUUGGAGGACUAAAACCUUUCACCCGCUAUGAGCUAGCAGUGCAGUCUAAUGGAGUGGACGUGGUUGGACCCUUCAGUGGUACUGUAGAGGAGUCCACUCUGUCUGACCGGCCCUCCACACCUCCAGAGGAACUGCAGCUGAGUGCUUUGGACUCCUCCUCUGUGCUGGUGAGCUGGCGCCCUCCACUGGAGCCGAAUGGUAUUAUCAUCAGCUACAGGAUUUUGUACAGUGUCAAUACCAGCGAACCUGAGCAGAUGUGGAAAAAUCUCUCUCAGGAUGGGGGCAUUACCAGUGUGGAGAUCCAUGGUUUGUGCAGUGGGACUCGUUAUUUUUUUAAGCUGGGAGCAUCUACUGAGGUGGGGGCAGGACCUUAUUCAUCUAUAAAAGAUGUUCAAACCCCCUUUCCCAAAUAUGAGCUGGACAUCUAUGCAGUUACAGGCAUCAUAGCCGGUGUGUGCUUGGGACUGAUAUGCAUCCUCCUCUGCAUGUGUUUCAGCUUUCGUAACAGCAAAUCCAGGGAGGUAUCUGGAGGUCUUAACUCUACAGCUGUGACACCUCAGUUCAGGAGAGAUGGCUGCUCUGUUCCAGUCAGCACGCCUGACUGCAGUGAUAGCCAUGAGCUGGAAACAUUGAUGCCCCCAGGCAGCCAAGAAUCUGGUCAGCUGCCAGCAGAAGCCCCAGAGGAACAGAGUCUGAUGGCAAGUGCUAAUCCAGGGGAGGGGGAAGAUGCCCCUGCACCUGAACCCAAGGCUGCUUGGAAUGGCUCUGUGAGUCAUAACUGGGUCAACAGAAUUACAAGAUACCGAGACACCAUCACAGAAGACUCUCCAACAAUAAAUAAUGGAGCUCUCAAUGUCCUUAUAAAGGCUGAUGGCAUGGAAUUAGACGAUCGUCUGUGUACAUCCCUGUGCAGUAACCAGGUGGAGGCAGAAGUCAUUGUUCACUCUGAGCUGUCAGACCCUGACAGGGAGAAUGAGGACGAGCGCAGCGAUUGUGAUUCUAACACCACCAGGGGACCCUCAUUAUCAGAGGAUAUAUAUUCCCCUUUGGGUCAGCCAAGUUCACCAAGAGAGGAGGAACUCCCAGAAAAACUUUCUCUUGCUGAAAAUCUUCUGAGUAUUUCCUCGAAAACACUGCUGGCUAAUCACAAUGGGGAGAAGGAGGUGCACCAGCCGACGGGAGACACAGAGCCACAGCAGGAUGUGGGGCUAAUCAAUGGCUUCCACUCUCCUAAGACUGUGAGGUCUGUGUUGAGUUCAGAGCACUUGGAAAAUGGGGAUUCCAGGCACUGCUCAUCAGCACCAAGGAAGGCCAUUUCUACUGGACUCUCCCCUGCUCCCUUUGUCAGCUCUGGCUUUGUCCACUCUACCUCAGCAGCACACACAUAUCUGUGCCCAUAGCCUCUGCAUGAAGGGCAUCAUCCACAAAUCAUCAGCUAAGACUUACUUUCAGGAAGAAUCCCUAAGGGUUAUUUUUAUGCACCUCAUCAAUGGAUUUCUUUUGCUUCCCUGUAAAGUUUUAUAAGAACUUUGAAUCCAUCUUUUCAUAUGUGUGCAUAUACAUUAUACAUGCAUUUUAGAGGUAGAGAACUGUUUGUAGGUUCUCAAUCAUUGCAACUGUACUUUCCUUUCAGUACCUUUCCUUUUCAUAAGGAAGAAAAAGGAAAAUUUAGAAUAACCAAGCAGAUGGAAGUGGAUUGGAGAAGGCUAUUCUCACUGUGUCACACAUAACUCUGUUCCACUCAGGAAUGAGGAGAAAAAGGAAAUGAGUGAGCAUUUAGACAGGAUAUCAUCAGCAAUGGUCGGAUGGAAGCUGGAGAUUCACUCCAGGCUUUGUUGUGUUGAUGCCACUAUAAUGUGGCACUGAGGAAUGAACCUUAAAGAGUAUCUGCACACUGUGAGAGUGCAGAACACCUGUGUCUCUCUCCAGCCUCCUACUAUCUCAGGGUCUACACACACAUACUGGAACAUACACAGGAAUCAUUGCUAAUUCCAGUCAUGCAUAAACACACAUUUACACAGAUUUCCUGGAGUGUGGGGGUCUCAGGUGCCUAAUUAUUCUAGGUGCAUUUAUAACCUCUAAAUAUUUCUAUUGACAAAUAUAUUUAGUACGAGUACAAAACAUGUCAACAUGAGGAAAACAAAAGAACUCAAAAUGUAAAAAGAUGUUUGUUGCAUUUAAUGUUUCUUUUCCAA
Messenger RNA from Melanotaenia boesemani (Boeseman's rainbowfish), 5218 nucleotides. RefSeq names its product immunoglobulin superfamily, DCC subclass, member 4 (gene igdcc4). Bases 659 to 4423 code for a protein of 1254 amino acids. Gene Ontology annotation, cellular component: axon; plasma membrane. Gene Ontology annotation, molecular function: protein binding. Lineage: Eukaryota; Metazoa; Chordata; Actinopteri; Atheriniformes; Melanotaeniidae. The transcript is spliced from 20 exons. Gene Ontology annotation, biological process: cell-cell adhesion; axon guidance. The record is from RefSeq and is a predicted model, not a curated record.